Molecule: messenger RNA, 1092 nt
Organism: Exophiala viscosa
Lineage: Eukaryota; Fungi; Ascomycota; Eurotiomycetes; Chaetothyriales; Herpotrichiellaceae
Product: alcohol dehydrogenase
Exons: 2
Coding region: 1-1092 (363 amino acids)
Molecular function (GO): oxidoreductase activity
Source: RefSeq, a predicted model, not a curated record
AUGCCUAAGGCGAUCUCCAUCUCCAAGAUUGACGGCAAGCCCGGCCAUGUCUACUACCCUCUAUCUCUAGAUGAGGUCCCCAAGCCCAUGCCCAAAGCCAGAGAGCUUUUGAUCAAGAUCCAGGCCGCGGCACUAAACCACCGCGAUCUCUUCAUCCGACAGCAUCUAUACCCAGGCACGACAUUCGGCGUACCUCUUCUAGCGGAUGGAUGUGGCACGGUCGUCGCCACUGGCAGUGACGCCGACUCCUCUUGGAAAGGCAAGCGAGUCAUCGUAAACCCCGGCACGGGCUGGAAAGACAGUCCCGACGGGCCCGAAGACAAAUCCGGCUACAGGAUCCUCGGCGGCACCAAGACGAACCCCACCGGCACCUUGCAGGAGUACAUGGUCAUCGACGAGUCCGAAGUCGAGGAAGCACCAGAGCAUCUCUCCAGCGUGGAAGCGGCUGCCCUGCCCUUGACCGGGCUCACAGCAUGGCGCGCUGUCGUUAGCAAAUGCGGCGAGCACAAUCUCAAGCCCGGCAAGAAUAUCCUGAUCACUGGCAUUGGCGGCGGUGUAGCAUUGAUGGCUCUUGAAUUUGCUCGUGCCGCCGGAGCCAACGUCUACGUUAGCAGUGGAAGUGAAGAGAAGAUCCAAAAGGCCAUCAAACUCGGGGCCAAGGGUGGAAUCAACUACAAAGAAGAAGCGUGGGAGAAGAAAUUGUUGGCUUUGCUGCCUGAGGACAACAAGCAGCUCGACGCCAUUGUGGACGGCGCGGGCGGAGACGUCGUGGAGAAGGGCGCCAAGUUGCUCAAGGCUGGUGGCAUCAUCGCCGUCUACGGAAUGACGGUCGGACCCAAGAUGCCGUUCUUGAUGCAGGCGGUCCUGAAGAACAUCGAGGUCAAGGGCUCUACCAUGGGAUCGAGGAAGGAGUUCAAAGACAUGGUCGACUUCAUCAAGAGCAAAAAGGCCAAGCCUGCGGUGUCGCGUGUCGUUCAGGGCUUCGACUUGGACGCCAUCAAUGGUCUAUUCGAGGACAUGAAGAAGGCUACGCAGUUUGGCAAAUUGGUCAUUGACAUUUCCAAAGAAGGCGGCUCAAGCAGUAAGUUGUGA